CGUUGCCAGGGUCCGCCACUUAACUGGCCCGAAGCUUUGAUUCUCAGUUUGAGGAAUAGUUGUGCAAGUGUUAAAUAUCGAUACCUCGAUCUAGAAUCUCAGGUAUGGCUAACCAGAUUCAGUUUUGCAGGACUGAUAAUCACCGGAACUUUCGAAAAAUUGGCAUCAGGAAACAGAUAUGUGACUAGAUAAUUUGUUUAAGUAAAUCGCAGCCAGAGGGUGAAUUAGCUGUAUAUAAUAUAGUUGUUAAAACUAUGCUUUAUCACAAGACUUAAAUAUUUCUUAAAAGGUCAUAAUGUUUUCGAUUCAAGGAAAAAUCACGACUAUAAAAAUAGGAAAUAAAAUUGAAAAAUAAUAAUAAUGAAAAAGAAGGAACAGAUGGUUGGCAACCGCAAGACUUGAUAACACCCACCAUAAAUAAUUUUACUCGCCACAAUUCCCGAAAAUAAGUCUUCCCUCUUAAUUGCAAAAAUAAAUUUUGAAUUUUUAUUAAAAAUUUAAGUGAACACAUUGGUUUUUGCCGCUCAAACAACGACUUGAAAGCAUCUUUUGAAUGGAUUCUUAGCACUACACUUUGAUUCAGCCGCUGGAUUUGUUGCACGCAUAUUGUUUUUCUUUUCUUUUAAUAUUCAAUUGCCUUUUAAAAGGAGAGAUUGUUACAAAGUGUUGCACCUGUUUUUUUUUUACUUACUGUUGAACUCACCAAUGCGUGGGACUCAGCUCACACCUUUUCUAUAAUACGAGCGGCAGGUAGCAGGAUAUAAAACCACGCUCAACAUAAUUCCACACUAUUGUUUGAACUGACUUCAGUCGGCGGCCAGCGGGGACCAAACAACAAGUCAAGGAGCUCGUUGUCUGAUUUAAAAAACAAGGAGACCUUAAGAUACAGAGUAAUAGGUCUUCAGAGAGUCAGCCGGAUUACAAAGAUGUCAAAAAAUCGCAUCCUUCUCUGGACAGCCCCACGGUGCGUCUCAACAGCGUUUGAGAGAUCGAUCAUGAAUCUUAAGAACUCAAAAAUCUUUCACGAGCCGUAUUCACAAGCGUUCUACUUCGGUCCAGAAAAGCAAAGUGCCAGAUAUGCAGCUCAAGAAACAAAGCAACAAGCGACCUACCGUUUGAUCAGCAAAAUGCUCCAAAAGGAGUACGAUGGUAGAGAUUUCGUCUUCUCCAAGGAAAUGGCCUACUGCGUGGAAAAUAAAAUGCACAUUUUUGUUGAAGAAGGUUUCAAGAACUUUCAACAUUCAUUCCUCAUUCGUCAACCUCUUAAAGCUGUCUAUUCCUUAUACAGAGCCUCAACAAAUCCGAAACUCACGGGAUGGGAUUACUUUGAUCCUGCAGAGGCAGGGUUUCGUCAAAUGCUCGAGUUGUACGAAUUUGUCGACAGAAAUAUCCACAGCAAUCCCAUUGUCGUAGAUGCAGACGAUCUCUUGGAUUAUCCCAAUGGAAUUUUACAGAGUUAUUGUGAAGCAGUUGGUUUGGAGUAUGAAGAGACAAUGACAUCAUGGGAACCAGGUCCUGUGCCUGAAUGGGACGUUUGGGCAGGGUGGCACGAAGACGCUUUGAAAAGUACUGGGUUUAAACCAAGAGCCAAGAAGAACAGGCCUCACACAUCCGCUGCCUUUGAUUUGGAAGAGCUUCCUCCUCAGGUGGCUUCUGUUGUAGAAGAGUGUAUGCCGUAUUACGAAACACUGGCAGCUAAAAAGAUCUCACCAAAAAACACUGAACAAUACUAAUAAGAAGUCUGACUUACCUCACUCUAAAGAAUAUAUAGUAUGAUAUACAAUAUAUAAAUGUAGAAUAUGUAAUUUCACUUUUUAUAUAUUUUCUUCAGAUAAUUCUUUCACAGAAGGAAGGGAUUAGAGGGGGGGUCGCAAUUAAGUGAAGCAAGAUAUUUCUUCUUAAUGUCGAAGAAUUCCAUUAUGGAGAACUUCGAUCUGUCUCAUACAUUCUUGGUGACUUGCAUUUAUGAUCACAUCAGCGACAAUCUUACUCGAAAGUUUCACAAUGAACCUGCUUGCGAUGUUAAGCUAUCAUUGAUCGUUGCUGUUAAUGACCUUUGUUAGAUUGAAUUGUUGUAAAUAAAACCAUUUAAGUCACUGGAAAUAAAAAUACACAAAGAUACA
Messenger RNA from Stylophora pistillata, 2123 nucleotides. RefSeq lists its product as uncharacterized. The record is from RefSeq and is a predicted model, not a curated record. Lineage: Eukaryota; Metazoa; Cnidaria; Anthozoa; Scleractinia; Pocilloporidae.